Messenger RNA from Coffea arabica (coffee), 1158 nucleotides. The record is from RefSeq and is a predicted model, not a curated record. NCBI's taxonomy places the organism in Eukaryota, Viridiplantae, Streptophyta, Magnoliopsida, Gentianales, Rubiaceae.
AUGAGUGAAGAUGAGAUAGAAACGAUAGAAGAUGAGGGCAAUGAAGAAGAACAACAAGUAGAUGGAGAUGAAGGAGUUGGUCCUUUUGAGAAAAAGCAAAGGAAGAAGAAAUCCAGCAUAUGGGAUGAAAUGAUAACAGUAGUGCUAGAUAAUGAUACGGUCAAAGUGAAGUGCAAUCAUUACAAAGAACUUUUUGCCAAAAGUGCAACCGGAGCCACAUCUCAGCAAAAGAGACACUUAAAUUCUUGCCUACAAUUGGGAAGCAAAGCAAAUAAAAGCAACAAGUGUUGUCAUUCACCGAAACCCCAAGUGAUGAGAAGGAUAAAGUACUUGAACAAUUCUGAAUCUAGACUUCUUGAAUUUGCCAAAAUUAAAAAACAGCUUCAGUUACCCUCUAGAAAGCUAAUUUUGAACUGUCCAACAAGGUGGAAUAGCACCUAUUUAAUGUUAGUUUCGGGUUUAGAGUUCAAGGAUAUCUUUCCAAGAUAUGCAGACAUUAACCCCGGAUUUCACUAUAUUCCUACUGAUUUUGAGUGGAUGAAAGUGGAAGAAGUAUGCAAAUUUCUAGAAAUAUUUCAUGAAAUCACUGAUAUGAUUUCCGAGUCCGAGUAUCCAACAGCUAACAUUUUUCUUACGGAGCUCUAUAGGAUUAAAGAGCUUUUAAAUGAAAAAGCUCUUGACCCUUUUAAGCAUAUUUGGGCUAUGGCUGGAAGUAUGUCUGCUAAAUUUGAUAAGUAUUGGGGGGAAAGUAAUGUGCUACUAUCUUUGGGUGCAAUUUUGGAUCCGAGAUACAAAAUGUUUCUUAUUAAUCAUGUUUUUUCGGUGAUUUAUGGUAAGGAUGCAGCUCCUAGAUUCACGGCUGAGACUAGAGACAUUCUUUAUGAGCUUUACAAUGAAUAUGUUGAUUGUCACAUUGUUUCCCAUUCUGAACAACAACAGAGGCAGGUUGUAAAAAGGAGACAAAAUGAAGGUUCUAGUUCUUCUAGUAAGAAACAGAAAAUGACUGGACCCGCCGUUUUAACUGGUAAAGAAAAGUUUCAUAUGCAUGUGAGUGAAAUUGACAGGGAUCCACCAGAGAAAUCAAAUUCAGAUAUUUAUUUAGAGGAAAGUAGGUAUACUUGUGAUGCAAAUGCAAAUCUGGAUGUUUUGGGUUGGUGA